This is a messenger RNA of Columba livia (rock pigeon), 1766 nucleotides long. It is a transcript of the gene SMPDL3B, whose product is annotated as sphingomyelin phosphodiesterase acid like 3B. Gene Ontology annotation, biological process: sphingomyelin catabolic process. The record is from RefSeq and is a predicted model, not a curated record. NCBI's taxonomy places the organism in Eukaryota, Metazoa, Chordata, Aves, Columbiformes, Columbidae. The transcript is spliced from 7 exons. Gene Ontology annotation, molecular function: sphingomyelin phosphodiesterase activity. Bases 87 to 1574 code for a protein of 495 amino acids.
CCGGCUGCGGUGGGGCGGGGCCGGGAUCUGCCCGGGGCACGGGACGGGACGGGGAGACCGGUGCCCGGCAGACCGGGGCAGCCGCCAUGAGGCCCGUCAUGCUCCUCCUGCUGUUCCCGCUGGCCGCGGCUCUGUCCGGUAAGGGCGGGCAGCGUGCCCCGCUCCCCGGCCGGCCGAGAGGCCCCGAGCUGUACCCGGCUGCAGCUGCGCGCGUCCGCCGCGCUGAGCCCCGCCGGCUCUCGGCAGGGCCAGGGCGCUUCUGGCACGUCACCGACCUGCACUGGGACCCCGAGUACGACGCGGCGGCGAGCGGCGGGCAGGUGUGUCCGUCGGGCGGCUCCCGGGCCGUGCCCGCCGCCGGGCCCUGGGGCAGUUACCUGUGCGACGCGCCCUGGCGCCUGCUCGUUUCGGCCGCCCGCGCCAUGAAGAGCCGCCUGCAGCGGCCAGACUUCGUCCUCUGGACCGGAGAUGACACUCCUCACGUCCCUGAUGAGAAGCUUGGAGAAGAAAAGGUUCUGCAUAUAAUAGAAAACCUGACUUCUCUGAUAAAAGAGACGUUUCCAGGUACUAAAGUCUAUGCGGCCAUGGGUAAUCAUGACUUCCACCCCAAGAACCAGUUUCCAGGGAGGGAGCACAGGAUCUACAACCGAACAGCUGAACUCUGGCGUGCCUGGCUGGAUGAUGCUUCCAUUCCUCUUUUUAGAGUGGGAGCUUUCUACAGCGAGAAGCUGCCCAGCCCGAGUACGAGGGGGCGCAUGGUUGUCCUCAAUACCAAUCUGUACUACGACCAGAACGACGAGACUGCUGGUGAGGAAGAUCCUGCUGGGCAGUUCCAGUGGCUGGAGGAAACCCUGAGCAAUGCUGCUAGAGCAGACGAAAUGGUCUACAUCAUGGGGCACGUCCCUCCUGGCUUCUUCGAGAAGAAACGAGGCAAGCCCUGGUUCCGGAGCGGCUUCAAUGAACAAUACUUGAGAAUUGUACAGAAGCACCACAGGGUGAUCGCCGCCCAGUUUUUUGGGCACCAUCACACCGACAGCUUUCGGAUGUUUUACAGUGAUACAGGUUCUCCAACAAGUGUCAUGUUUCUGGCCCCUGGAGUGACUCCCUGGAAAACAACAUUGCCUGGAGUUACCAAUGGAGCCAACAACCCCGGGAUUCGAGUGAUCGAAUAUGAUCCAGACACCCUUCAAGUGCUGGACAUGGUGACUUACUACCUGAACUUAACUCGUGCCAACACAAUGGCCUCGGUGCAGGAGGAAGAGUUCCCGGCGUGGGAGGAGGAGUACAGGCUGACAGAAGCUUUCCGAGUCCCCGACGGCUCUGCAAGCUCCAUGCAGGCUGUGCUGGAGAGGAUAUCGAUGGAUCCAUGCUAUCUGCAGCAAUACCACGAGCUUAACUCUGUCAGAUACGACCUGACCCCGUGCGGGGCGUCCUGCCGCGUUGAUCACGUUUGUGCCAUCAGGGAGGUGGAUUUUGCAAAAUACGAUGAGUGUGUUAAAAGCAGCAGCUCUGCCACUGCUGUCGCUGGUGUUUGGACUUCAUUAUUCUUUAUUAUUCUGCAGCAAGUGUUGUAACGACAGAGCAAGAAAAAACAAAGAGAGCGCAGGUUCACAAUACACAUGAAUCAGCAGCUGUGAAUGCGCUUGGCUCUGAGAACUUACUUGGAAAGCAAGACAAAAUCAGUGGCUUUUACUAAAAGUUCUAGGAUGUUGAUUGGAAAUCUUACAGAAAAGCUGUACCAGGAAAGAGCAGUGAUUGUUACCAAG